CCCACAAGCCAUUGCUGUCAAAUGGUGUAAUGUGAGAAAGAAAAAGCAUUACAAGACAAGCAACAAUUCAACAGAACUGGCCAGCAAUGUCCUUACAUACUGUAACACUUUUCAAAAUAUCAGCAUUGAUACCACUAUUGGUUGUCGCAGUCGAAGUACACCACAGAGCUCUGAACCUACCACCCGACGUGGUCCACACAGUGCACAACGUUCACCAUUGUUACAACCUGUGUGUUGUCAGGACCACAUGUGUCGCCUACAAUUACGACAUACGUAAUCGAGAGUGUGAACUCUUCUUCAGUACUAACGGUGGAAGUCUGGAAUUUAAACAAAAUUCUAUUUACCAAGAUGUACCGGACGGUCUGUCGCAUCAUGGAUCACAACCAUGUAACACAGGACGCUGUGGACAAAACGAAAUGUGUGCAAAUACACAGGACAAGAAUUAUCAAUGUCUGCCUCUCGAUAUAUGUGCGGCUGGUACCAUCUGGAGUAGCGUCGACAGUGAAUACAUCCCCGAAGAGGCCGUCCCCGAAGUGACCGUUACGACUGCUCCGCCACAAGACUGCUCGUCGCCCGGAGUGACCUAUCUUCCUGGAGCAACGUGCAAAGAGUUUAUCCAGUGUAACGCUGGGCAACCGGUGACGAAGCGUUGUGGGAUUGCAACAAAGUGGGACCAGUCCUUGCUGGCGUGCGUCGGUGGGACAUGCUAGUCUCUGCCGGUUUAGAGACUGUCGAAACAUAAUGAAAACACAAGGUGUACAUUGACGGGAUUCGAACUGGAUGCGGCGCGUGCAUGUGAUCUGGCUAAAAAAAAAAAACGAAUUGGAAAUACAUUAUUUUCAGUGAGAGCAUCUAGACUGGAUACGUGCAAUGCGUGCGUCUGCAAAACGCAUGCGGUCAGCCAGCAAUGAAAUAACGGUAUAUUGUGUAUAUGCUCCAAACUCGAAUCGCAGACGUAACAAUCGCAACAGUCUAUACGAGUCUUUAAACAAUAAAGCUGAAAUCACCUGUUUUGAGUCAUGUACGAUAUUAAUCCACUAUUGGAUUAGCAGCUGUUUUGUUUGUUAUCGUUAGGGUCUGAGUUAAAGUUGGGAAGUAUACUUAGUGUAGAGUAACUAUCUGAAGGAAUACUGCUUUUAUAAUUCUUUAUUAUAUUAUAUUAAUAUUAUAUUAAUAUUAUAUUAUAUUAAUAUUAUAUUAUAUUAUAUUAUAUUAUAUUAUAUUAUAUUAUAUUAUAUUAUAUUAUAUUAUAUUAUAUUAUACGUG
Messenger RNA from Gigantopelta aegis, 1266 nucleotides. RefSeq lists its product as uncharacterized. Gene Ontology annotation, molecular function: chitin binding. Gene Ontology annotation, cellular component: extracellular region. The transcript has 3 exons. The record is from RefSeq and is a predicted model, not a curated record. NCBI's taxonomy places the organism in Eukaryota, Metazoa, Mollusca, Gastropoda, Neomphalida, Peltospiridae. Bases 87 to 710 code for a protein of 207 amino acids.